This is a messenger RNA of Beta vulgaris subsp. vulgaris (sugar beet), 2256 nucleotides long. RefSeq lists its product as uncharacterized. Gene Ontology annotation, cellular component: chloroplast. The coding region runs from base 76 to 1266 and encodes 396 amino acids. NCBI's taxonomy places the organism in Eukaryota, Viridiplantae, Streptophyta, Magnoliopsida, Caryophyllales, Amaranthaceae. The record is from RefSeq and is a predicted model, not a curated record. Gene Ontology annotation, biological process: chloroplast organization; regulation of DNA-templated transcription. Gene Ontology annotation, molecular function: double-stranded DNA binding. The transcript has 2 exons.
UCAUUAGACUAGAUUAGACUCAGACUUUUCGCUCCCCACUAAAACCCUUCUCCAAACAUCCUCCAUUUGCGCAAGAUGCUGAAGCUUGGAUACUACAACAAUGGCGUCAAAGCCCUCAAAUUCAUCGAUUCUAUCCGUCAUCUUAUCUUCUAUUCAACCUCUACCUCAAUCAAAUCAAACCCUUAUUUCGGAAAUUACUUGAUCGAACAUCUUGGAUUUUCCAAACAACUUGCUCGUUCCACUUCCACCAAAUUCAACCAAAUCCAAUGUAGACGAAUAAAGAAGGUUAGUAGCUCCAAAUUCGUCUCUAAUGCAGAUUCAGUUCUUGCAUAUCUCAGACAAAAUGGAUUAAACGAUACCCAUAUUCGAAUUGUUGUUUCUUCUCUCCCCAAUAUUUUGGUUUCCAGGAUUAAACAAACCCUAAAACCUAAAGUUGAUUAUUUCAUGAAUUUUGGGUUUUCUAAAUCUGAUUUCGCCCAAGUUGUUUCGAUUAAUCCUUAUGUAUUGCUCAAUGGUCAGUUUAUUCGCGCAAUUGAAGCUUUGAAAGAUGUUAUGGGUUGUGAUAAUCAUGUAAAUAUAAUUAGAAUUAUGAAGAAAUCAAAUUGGAAUACAACUAGUGGUUUAUCAAAUAAUUUGAUACCUAAUGUUGCUGUAUUGCGUGAUUAUGGAAUUUCAAUUGAGUUAAUACGUGAUCGUUUGCUUGUGCACCCGCAUCCUUUUUUGAGGAGGACUGUGAUUUUUAAGGAUUUGUUGGUUAGAGUUGAGAAGGACUUGGGUAUUCCUCGUUAUUCGUCAAGGUUUCUGCUUGGCCUUCAUUUGCUAGCUAGCUUUAGUCAGAAUAAUAUUGAAUCAAAGAUUAAAAUGUUUGAGAGUUUUGGGUGGAUGAGGUCUGAUGUUAUGGAUCUUAUUAGGGCGAAUCCGUUUUGCUUGGCGUUGUCGGAAGCUAGGAUUAAGAAGUCGUUGGAGUUUCUUAUGAAUGAUUUGGUUUAUGAGCCGGCUUACAUAGCGUCUCAUAAUGUGAUGCUAGGUUAUAGUUUGGAGAAGAGAAUAGUGCCAAGAAAUAAAGUGUUGUUGGCUUUGAAAGAGAAAGGUUUGAUCAAGAUGCAUCACUCUUUAUAUACUACUUUAUUGUUGAGUGAGCCGCGUUUUUUGGAGAGGUAUGUGCUCCCAUUUGAGGAAGUUCAUGAAGUUUACGCUAAACACACUGGUCGUUCUCCUCUGCAGCCUCUAACUGAAGGAGGAGUAGGGGACAAAGAUGGACUCUAGAGAUGUGUACAGUUACCAAUUGCUGUUUGUUGAUACUUGCAUGAUCGAUUUCAGACUGAGGGAGAAGAUCAAAAUGUGUUUCGUACUUUGUUAUUUAUACAAAUCGACUGGAAGAUGCUGCCAAGGAUAUGCAAUGCACAACAAUCACAGAAGCAACAUCUCCAUAAAUAACCAAGGCGAAAUCUCAUAGUAUUAAUUUUUAGGCUUAUGAGAUAAAUCUGAAGCUGAUGAUAAAGCAGUAACUUAACGAGGAAAAAGCAAAGAAACCCUUACUGACAAUUAAUUCUGUUGCCGAAAAUCAACCCAAGGAUGGGAAUUGCAAAAAUCUUUGGACGUUAUAGUCAUUAGCAUUGUGUUUGGAAAAGGAAAUUGGGAGGGCGAGAUCAAAGAGGAGUAAACGAGGCAUUCCUUUUUUGGAUAUGGGAUGGAUCAAAACGGAGAAAAUUGGAGGGCGACAUCAAAGAGGAGGGCUCACGAGGCAUUCCUUCUUGCUACUUUUAGAGCUUGUUUCGAUUGAAGGAAACGCAGGGAAAGAAAGGUGAAGGAAGUGGAGGGAUGUAUUUUCCUCCAUUUAGAUACCAAAUGAGUAGGGAAGGAAUUGGAGCAGAGGGAUGAAUUCCUUCAUAUUUGGGAGAAAGAAACAAAUCCCACCAACAAUGGAAAGAUUUGAAAGGAAAACUCAUCACUCUUGCUUUCCUCUUCAUUUCCUUCCUCUGGAAAUUCUGGAAGACAAGUGUUGGUUACAGUUAUUCCUGGUGCUUUCCUCUCCUCCACCCUUGUUAUCUGAACAAUUUUGUCAAAAAGUAUAUAGAACGAUAAUGUCAUUUGAUGCCCAAUGGACAAUAGUGCUUAACUUUUAAAAUUAUGUGGCUGAUGAGUUUUAAAAGUACUCUGCUAGUGCACGAUGUCUGUUGUUAGUAGUUGCUUAGUAAAUACUCGUUGAUUCAUAAGAAGAGAAUUCUUAUAUAUUAAUGUUUAAUUAUUAAACUA